This is a messenger RNA of Eimeria tenella, 579 nucleotides long. RefSeq lists its product as uncharacterized. Gene Ontology annotation, cellular component: cytoplasm; nucleus. Lineage: Eukaryota; Apicomplexa; Conoidasida; Eucoccidiorida; Eimeriidae. The transcript has 2 exons. Bases 1 to 579 code for a protein of 192 amino acids. Gene Ontology annotation, biological process: protein autophosphorylation; intracellular signal transduction; peptidyl-serine phosphorylation. Gene Ontology annotation, molecular function: calcium-dependent protein serine/threonine kinase activity; calmodulin binding; calcium/calmodulin-dependent protein kinase activity. The record is from RefSeq and is a predicted model, not a curated record.
AUGCCGCCAAAGGCUCCUGAGCUUUUCUGCGAAAGCUCCACGGGUUUCGAAAGUGACAUUUGGUCUGCUGGAAUUGUUCUUUGUUUGCUGCUGUCGGGAUCUUCUCCCUUUGAAGGCAGCAGCAUUUUGAGCACCCUGAGCCCCCGCCGCCCCGCUGCGCGCAGCAGCAGCAGCAGCAGCAGCAGCGAGGGCCUCCGCAGAAGCCCCAGCGGGGGGGCCCCCUUCGGGGGCCCCCAGCAGCAAAGCGAGCCCCAGGGGCAGCAAGCCGACUCCGUCAACCGCAAGCGGAGGCCCCCCCAGUUUCAGGAGGCGAGCAGCAGCAGCGUGCCCCCUGCCGCUGCUGCUGCUGCUGCUGCUGCUGCUGCUGGGGGGGACGGGGAGGCCGCGGGGGGGCCCCCGGGGGGGCCCCCCGGGGCCGAGGCGGUGCGGGCGAGGCUGCAGGAGGCCCUGGGGGGCCCCCAGUGGGCCUCCGUUGCUGCAGCAGCAAAAGAUCUCAUUCAAGAAAUGCUGAAUGUUGACGCGCGGCUGCGCCCCUCAGCAGCAAAGAUCUUGCAGAGUGCGUGGCUGCAGUCCGACUGA